Molecule: messenger RNA, 2339 nt
Organism: Scatophagus argus
Lineage: Eukaryota; Metazoa; Chordata; Actinopteri; Scatophagidae
Product: butyrophilin subfamily 1 member A1-like
Exons: 6
Coding region: 297-1193 (298 amino acids)
Source: RefSeq, a predicted model, not a curated record
GAGGCGGAGCGCGCAGCAGUGAGGCGGAGCGCGCAGCAGUGGCUGUGAGACGACGUCCUUCUCUUCACAACACAGGAAGAGUUUGUGAUCUGAAGUUAUUCUUGUUAAACACUAACGUCUUAAAAUAUCGGGUUGCAUCGCCUUGUGUCCAGCAGCUACCAGUUUAUCAAGGACAUUUACUGUCAAACAGGUAAAGAUAGUUAGCUAACGUGACGUUAGCAUCUCGACGUCACCGCAGGUAGCAGGUAGCUAGCAGCUAGCACCGACUCGUCUGUGAGCUUUGACUCCAGGACAACAUGAAGAGGCUUCUGCUGUGGUGUUUCUGUGUCCUCGCAUCGUCUGGAGUAACUGUUGGGAGUGAAAAAGAGCGAGUCGUCGUACCUGAAGGCGAUGAUGCUGUUCUACCCUGUUCCCUCAGCACCAAGGAGGACCUGACACGACAGGACUUUCUCUGGAGGAAAGAUGAUCAGAAGGAGGUGUUCCUGUAUGAAGAAGGCCAACAUUCCAUUGGCGGCCGUGGAAGCCAAGAUGGGCAGUUCAAAGGUCGCGUCUCCUAUUUUGAAGACAAACUGAAGAACGGCGACGCCUCCAUAAAGAUCAUAAAUACGACGGUGGCUGACCGUGGAACAUACACCUGUGUUUUUCCACUUCAUGACCGUCAAACGUUCCUCAUUGAGCUUGUUGUUGAAUCAGUCGUCAAAGACCGAUCAGGAGAAAACACAGCUGCAGCUCCAAAGCCGUACAUCACAAUACUUGAUGCCACAAAGGAAGGAGUACGGCUGCAGUGUGAGGCUGAAGCUGCUUCUCUCAGACCUGCAGUCUGGUGGCAGGACAGCACUGAAAAGAUCCUUGAUGCUGAGGAGCCUCAGGUCUCAGAAAAAGGAGGUCGUUACUACGUGACCCUCCUCAUUACUGUGACCAAGAGCGACCACUUCAGCUGUGUGGUCGCACAGCGGGAAAUUCACCAUCAGGCGGCUGCUCAGACCUUCGUGCCCUUUUAUGAGGACUCGAGCAGCAAAGUCCUGACUGGAUGGUUGGCUGGAUUCUUUUUGGGAACAGCAGUUCUCGGUGCAGUUCUAGCUUUGCUCAGGUGUACAAAGUGCAUCACUCUGAACUUUAAUAAAGGUUCUUGUCAGCAGAGGAAAGGUUCUACUGCAAGUUCUGCAGACGAGCCACUCAAUUCACUUGCCUGAAACCUUUACACCUGUUCACCGGCUGUAAAGGUGUGUGUGUGUGUGUGUGUACACUGUAUUCUGUAAAUAUUUAUCUGCAGCCUCAGAGGACAGCUUUGUGAAACUCGCUCAGAUUUUGGUUAAGUUUACCACACGACAAUCAGCAGCUUUCCAAACGUUUCUGAUGCGAUGACUCUUUUUGUUACGGCACUGAAGUUUAUUCGCUGCCUUUAGUGUUUAGAGUUCGUCUCCUUUUGUGUUUUGUUUGUAUUUUCUCCUCACAUGCUGGUGUCCUUUUAGACACAAAGCUGAGCUGUCCUCUGGAAGCUGCAUAUCAACACCAGAAUAAGCAAACUGUUUGAGGACGAGUUGAUAAAACUUAAAAGGACCAGAUAAAACAAAAGUUUCAGAGAUCAUAUUGAUCCUAUCAGAUCCAUACAGAACAGUAUAUAUAGUUUUAUAAACUGUAUAUAACAUAACAUUUAUUUAUUAUAUAACAUUUUAACCAAGUUGUGCCUUUUAAACAAGUGCAACAGCUGAAAGUUGAAGCAGUGAGGGUUGACACCAUGAACGUUUAGCAUUAGCAAUGUGAAUAAGCUGUUGACAGGUGACUGAAUUCAGUCCUGAAUCAUGAAGAUUUUAAUAUUCAAAGAUUUUUUGGAUGUGAGAGUUUUAAACAUAAAGAUUCCAGCCAAAGAAAAAAAUGGAGACAAAAUCAGACAUGAAGGUGCUGACUCGGCUAACUCAGGACGUCACUUAACUUAUUCUUGUUGGCAAUAUUUUUUAUUGCUCAAGAGUGAAUGUUUUACCAAAAGAACUUUAUAUAUGCACUGAAGACGGGUCAGUUUGCAUCACAUUUCGUACACCAUUACCUGCCUUCUGUGGUGUCGUUUCAUGUUUCCUGACUGUCAGUGUGAAAGUCUGGUACUCAUCCUGUCCGCACUACAAACAGUUUGUACAUGUGGUGUACGAGUACGACAAGAUCAAGACGUGUGUGUGUUUGUCCGUCUUAUUUAUUUGUUGUUCUCAGUUUAUUUGUACUGACAGAUUUCAUACUGCACUGUGAUUGGUCAGCUGACUUUGCCAAGUCGUGUUUGGCACAUGUGGUGACAGCAUUUCAUCUGUGUGUUAUUACAAAUGAAUUAAUAAACACAUGCAGUGGUUGGA